Molecule: messenger RNA, 1266 nt
Organism: Drosophila arizonae
Lineage: Eukaryota; Metazoa; Arthropoda; Insecta; Diptera; Drosophilidae
Gene: Trf4-2
Product: Topoisomerase related function 4-2
Biological process (GO): RNA 3'-end processing; polyadenylation-dependent ncRNA catabolic process
Cellular component (GO): nucleolus; TRAMP complex
Molecular function (GO): mRNA binding; poly(A) RNA polymerase activity
Source: RefSeq, a predicted model, not a curated record
AGUGGAGUUGCGACUCUCAGUUUUUGUUCACGAUUCGAGAAGGCGUCGAGAUGACCAAAGUCGCGGAUCAGUGCGAACCAUGGAUGGUUUCAAAUGUUGAAUAUGGCAGCGGGGUAGCCGCACUUCAUCAAGAGAUUGAACAUUUCUACAACUACAUGGUUUCGACGCCCACGGAGUAUAUGAUGCGCAUGGAGGCUGUGCAUCGGAUUGAGCGUGUUGUACUGAGUAUUUGGCCCGAUUGCUGCAUUGAAGUCUUUGGUUCUUUUCGCACCGGUCUAAAUCUGCCCAUCUCUGAUAUCGACAUUGCUGUUAACAAUUUCUAUUGGCAAGGCUCGCCAUUGCUUGAGCUAAGAGAUACACUGAUUGCACGAGGAGUGACCGAUGAUGUCAAUGUCCUGGACAAGGCCUCGGUGCCGGUUGUUAAAUUUACAGAGCAGAUAUCACGAAUAAAAUUUGACAUUUCAUUCAAUACGACGUCGGGCGUUAAGGCGGCCGAGCUGGUGCAGCAGUUUAUAGAACAGUUCCCAGAACUACCCAAACUAGUCAUAGUACUGAAGCAAUAUCUACUGCUACAAGGCCUAAAUGAAGUAUACAGUUCAGGCGGUAUUUCAUCAUAUUCCGUCACACUCAUGUGCAUCAGCUUCCUGCAGCAACAGUCGCUAAGCGAGGCUAAGAACUGCAAGAAUGAUAACAAAUUGGGCAAGCUACUGCUCAAGUUUCUGGACUUUUAUGGACGCAAGUUUGACUACUUUAAGUAUGGAAUCUCUGUUCGUGGCAGCGGGGGAAUCGUGGAGAAGUGUGUGCUGCAAAACUCUUUCGCUGAUGGCAGCUGGCUAUCGGUUCUGACCAUUGAGGAUCCUAUUACGCCGACUAACGACAUUGGACGCAGCUCGUUUGGAGCACUGGAUGUGAAGCAAGGCUUUGAAGUAGCUUUUUUAAAGCUGUCGAAGCAGGUUGACAUGGACGCCUCGAAAAGAAGUGGAUCUAUUCUGGCCAGCAUUAUCAAUGUGCCACAGUCUGUGAUGAGCUAUCGAAAUUGGGUGCACUUCAAGUUUCGACAUUUGACCGACAUCAGUGCGGAGCCUGUCAAUGGCAUAGAGCAGUAUUUUGAUAUUGACGUCAAAUUGCAAUUGAAUGCCACCACAUCGGAGGAUGAAGAGGAAGAUAAGAAGGAGAUAGGCAGCAAUCUCAACGACAUGCCUCUGACCCACAAUGGUUGUCAAUACAAGGGCUUAGGCUGUUAAGUUUAGUCAUAUAUAAUAAUUU